AUGUCAAAGUAUCCCUCGUACCUCUCCGAGAGCAAAUAUCCCAUCAUCGCAAUGUUCAGCACCGAGUCCUUCAUCAAGAAUAUGUCUGUGUCUCCAAUAAAUCAUUUGUUAACGUGUAUACGUUUAUAUGCAACAGGAGCGCAUUUGGAUUGUAUAGCUGAUUUUAUUGGAAUUCACCCAACAACUCCAGGCCGUAUAGUUCAAAAAGUGACAAGAUCAAUAGCUAUCCUAUACGAUCAGUUCAUAAGAUUUCCUGACAAUGAAAGAAGGAAAAUAUUGAAAAGGCAGUUUUAUGACAUUGCUAGAUUUCCCCAUGUAGCUGGAGCGAUAGACUGCACACAUGUGAAAAUUCAAUCACCAGGUGGUGAUGAUGCAGAAAUAUUCAGAAAUCGUAAAGGCUAUUUCUCCAUUAACGUGCAGGCAAUCUGUAAUGCAGAUUUGAAAUUUCAAAAUGUAGUUGGGAGAUGGCCUGGAUCAGCGCAUGACAGUACCAUUUUCAAUUCGAGUCGUGUUGCCAUGCUUUUUGAGAAUGGGCAUUUUGAUGACUGCAUAAUAUUAGGUGAUAGUGGUUAUCCUAUAAAGAAAUAUCUGUUGACACCACUACAGAAUCCUACCUCAAGAGCAGAACAUCUUUAUAAUGAAGCCCAUAUAAUUAAGGACCCGAAAUACCAUAGAGCGGUGCUUUGGUAUAUGGAAAAGACGGUUUCCAAUCCUAGCAUAUGGCUGUAG
Molecule: messenger RNA, 729 nt
Organism: Coccinella septempunctata (seven-spotted ladybird)
Lineage: Eukaryota; Metazoa; Arthropoda; Insecta; Coleoptera; Coccinellidae
Product: putative nuclease HARBI1
Exons: 4
Coding region: 1-729 (242 amino acids)
Source: RefSeq, a predicted model, not a curated record